Kuraishia capsulata CBS 1993 is the source of this 339-nucleotide messenger RNA. RefSeq lists its product as uncharacterized. The transcript has a single exon. The record is from RefSeq and is a predicted model, not a curated record. Lineage: Eukaryota; Fungi; Ascomycota; Pichiomycetes; Pichiales; Pichiaceae. The coding region runs from base 1 to 339 and encodes 112 amino acids.
AUGAAAGUGGUCCCUGAAGCCUGUUUAUACACAAGUUGUGGAAAAAAUAACACAUGGAGCUUGCAGUGCCACAUCCUCUGCUCGAUUGAGGAAUACUGUGCCACAUUUGGUUUUAGAGUUUGCACUACGUGGCUGGUAAAGAUGGGGGGCCGAGGACCAUUGGCAGAAGGGUUUUGCGGAUGGCUCAGCUGCCGACUUGUCGAGAUAACACCCGCAAACUCUUCGGAGAUUAUUUGUUAUCGUGUGAAGACCUUUCCAUUGGAUUUUGUGUCAGCACUAGUCUUAUUUUUUUCAGAAAUUCUUACCAACGGUUCGGUUAACCUGGUAAGCCAGCUCUAG